AAGUAAUCAAAAGCUAUUCUCAAGAUGUUCAAAUUGCUUCUCGUUGUCUUCGCUGCUCUUUUGGCCCUCGCCGUUGCCGCUCCGGGCCCUCAACCCCAACCACAAAUUUACUCCGCUGUUGUCCCCGGAGUUUACUCCGCUGGCUGGGUCUCUCCUUACGCCUACUCAGGAGUCGCUUACGUUUAAUGUCAGCUAAUGCCUUCCCGGACUUCUUGUAUUAAAAAUGUAAAAAAAAUAUAUUAUGUUAGUUGAA
Molecule: messenger RNA, 253 nt
Organism: Tribolium castaneum (red flour beetle)
Lineage: Eukaryota; Metazoa; Arthropoda; Insecta; Coleoptera; Tenebrionidae
Exons: 2
Coding region: 25-186 (53 amino acids)
Source: RefSeq, marked validated